Messenger RNA from Acomys russatus (golden spiny mouse), 2479 nucleotides. It is a transcript of the gene Rnf11, whose product is annotated as ring finger protein 11. Lineage: Eukaryota; Metazoa; Chordata; Mammalia; Rodentia; Muridae. The record is from RefSeq and is a predicted model, not a curated record. The coding region runs from base 59 to 523 and encodes 154 amino acids. The transcript is spliced from 3 exons.
UCCUCCCACCCACCCCCCUCGCCCCCCAGAUCUCACGCACACACCCCAGCCCCGGAAGAUGGGGAACUGCCUCAAAUCCCCGACCUCUGAUGACAUCUCCCUGCUUCACGAGUCUCAGUCCGACCGGGCUAGCUUUGGCGAGGGGACGGAGCCAGAUCAGGAGCCGCCGCCGCCAUAUCAGGAACAAGUUCCCGUUCCGGUCUAUCAUCCAACACCUAGCCAGACUCGGCUAGCAACUCAGCUGACUGAAGAGGAACAAAUUAGAAUAGCUCAAAGAAUUGGCCUUAUACAGCAUCUGCCUAAAGGAGUUUAUGACCCUGGAAGAGAUGGAUCAGAAAAAAAGAUCCGAGAGUGUGUGAUCUGCAUGAUGGACUUUGUUUAUGGGGACCCAAUUCGAUUCCUGCCGUGCAUGCACAUCUAUCACCUGGACUGUAUAGAUGACUGGUUGAUGCGCUCCUUCACGUGCCCCUCCUGCAUGGAGCCAGUUGACGCAGCCCUGCUUUCAUCCUAUGAGACUAACUGAGCCAGGGUCUCUCGUCUGACUUCAAGUGAACCAUCGUUUUUGGUGGUUUUGAUCUUUUGUCACUGAGCCCAAAGAGCCAGGGAUUAGGAAUUAAGAUCAUGCACAAAAGUUUCCUAAAGCUUCCUGGAUGGCUGCAGAUGUUGAGGAAAGUAUGUGAUAUUUUAGAAAUUUAGGGGGAAAGUAGGAUGGAUGGUAUUUUUAUGUAAAGCCUUGACCCAGUGUUUAAAAUAUAAUUAUUAGACCUUGUUCCUGCUCCAGUACAUAGGAAUUGUGUAAAGUGUUACAGCAGUUGUACAUGUUUAAAUUGUGUGUGUUGAAGAUUAGGGAAAAGGUAGUUGUUCUUUUUUCCUAAAUGAGAUAGGUUUUUUCUCCCUUCCGCCCAAUUUCUUUUCUGAAAAGUUAUUGGCAUUUGGGUCAAGGUUUUAUUAAAAGUUACAUUUUAUAACACUGGCACAAAAAAAGUAGUUUUAAGCUUGUUUGCACAGUUCUUUUUUUCCAUUGGAAAUGGAAUUCAUUGCCUUAGGUCUUUUUAAAUAGUGUAUUAUUAUCGUUGGGGCUGGCUCUAUGCUUGAAAACCAGUUUAUUUAUAACCUGUUGUAAGUGCUAUAUUCUGUUUGCAGUUAGGAAAUGCAGAAUUCAAAGUGAUCUCCUAGCUUGUAAGCAAACUGAGAUGCACUAUCUCUUUUUUAUUAAAAAUGAGUUGAUGUGUCAGAAAACCAAGGCUAGCAAAGUGGAUUUGAUAUCCCCUUCCUUGGGUGUCUUAUUGUUUGGUUGUUAAUAUGGUGAUAAUUGUUGAGCUUUGAACUAUGCCACUAUGCUUAUGUAAAAAUGAAGGUGGCACCAUGGUGAGACUUAACCAGAAGUAGUUUCUCAGCUGUAACAGUUUGAUUCUCUUUCCCGUGACCUCUUUCCCCACUGUCUGGAACCAUAGCAAAAGGACACUGCAUCUCCUGUUACUGUAGUGCUGAGGUUGUUGAAGCUACAGAAACACAUUUAGUCUGUUUCAUAGAAAGGUGUCCUUUAAGUCCUGUAGUGACUGACAGGAAAGGUGACUGUGUUUCACGUUUCGCACACCAAUGCAGCAGGAUUUGUAUAAUCACAUGACUUCAUAGUUGUGAUCUCAAAGGAACUUUUCCUUUACUUUUUCUUGCAAUUAAUGUAAGAAUAACUCUAAAUCUCUACACUUCUGAAGAGUGGGAGGUAGAGACUAGUAAAGAUGUAAUGUGUUAUCCAUUUAGCAUGUGUUUAUUUUUCCUUAUGUUCUCGAGGUGAUUUGUUCCUUGACUCAGUGAUAUUGUAGUUACAAGUGAUGAGCAAAAGCACUCUCCACCUGACAAGUGAGAAACUGUUCUUUUAUAUUGUGUUGAGUGUUGGACUAACCCUUUUUUGCAUACAGAAGGUCUCUGAAGGUUCUUCAUAAUUGCAUUAUAUAGAAAUUAUGUCUUAGUUAUUGACAUUCAGAUGAAGCGUUCAUACAUUGCUUAGUUCCCAUUGGACCCCAUGAUGGAAAGACUUAAGGAUGAACUUGGAAAAUGCUGAAGAAAUUAGAUUAUCAGGUUCUGUUAAAUUGUUACGUAUAUCUUGCUUAAUUUCUGUUCAUUUAUUUAUACCCACCCAAUUAUAAAGUAAAUUUGGAGGAAACACCUGAAGUUGUGCCAUAUUUUCAGUGCUAGUUCCUUUUUAAUCCUUAUGUUUUCUAAUUAUACACAUCUGUGAUCAUCAAACAAGUAUUACAACCAGACUUUUCCUAGGUUCUCAAAAUUAGUAAAUUAACUUUCCCCAGUCAUCUUUCAUGUCUUUGGUGAAAACAAAAACCCUUCUGCCUCAGGCUAGAACUGAGUGCUCUUGGGUGAUCUUUUGUUCUUUAACUUUAUUCUGCUGGUAAAGUUAUAAUGUAGCUAUGCAGGGCUUAAAGUCAAGAGUUGGUUACAUGUGCCCCAGAAUUUCUAAUCUUAA